AUGACAGCGCACUGACAUCACAGUGGACAGACUCUACCAACCUGGGCUGGGACGGAGGCCAUGCUCGGUCCGCCCAGCUCUCGGUGCAACCAGCCUUGACCUCGUGGCCGAGGGCCAGGACUUCUUGGUCCUCCCUCAUGGCCCAGACCGGGUGUCCCUGGGCCGGCCGGUCUCCUAACGCCUGGAGGAGCAGCGGAGACCACAGGCGGCAGGAGCAGACCAGGCGGUUUUCUCACGGCGCGGAGGAGGAGGAGGACGACUGGGAGACUGACCACGACUACGUCAACAAUGCCAGCAGGCCGUGGGGAGAUCGUGAGAUUUCGACGGCCUCCAUUAUUUCUGAGCUCUCUAGAUCCAUCCGAGAAUGCAGCCUCGGAAAGCCGAACCCGCCCAGAAGGACGGAUCACGCUGAUUGCCAAAGCCACCUCCGGGGUUGUAAGGAUCCGGUGCGGAACCGCCCGAAGGAUCCCGAGGGGCAUCAGCCGCCGAUGUGCCCGCACGUGCGAUCUUCGCCCAGCCUGGGUAUAGAGAGGGCAUCCCUGUUCAACCGCAAUGCUGCAGAGAAGCUGGACACUUUCUUCUCCCAGAAGCUGAAAGCCCGCCUGUCCGACCGCUGUGGCGACCUGGGAACCCCUCAGGAAGACCCCACAGACCCCUGGAGGGACCCCAGGAAGGAACACGCCGGCCCCGAGCGAAACUGCAGGAGGCAGGAUCACAGCCGCGCAACCCAAGGAAGAGGAGAUGCCACCCAUCCCCACGGCUGCCACCCAUGUCCUCGGCCCCUCCGGCACUGUCUCACUGGCAAAGGCGGGGCGCCGGAGCGCAUCUAUUGGCGGCAGGAGAGCAGCAGGCCCUCCACGGCCGUCAGCAGCUCGGCACGGAUCCUUCCUCGCUGCAGAAUCAGCCACGUCCAGAGCUGCACGGCCUGCCAAGCGUUUAACAGGGACACGCCAGCGGGCAUGGAGACGCUCCAGGAGAGCGGCUGGAGUCUGCCAGAAGGCAAGGAGAGAGCGGGUUUGAGUGCCCCCCGCCAGAGGGAAAGGACGGGGCCUCCUUGCCGGCGGCAGGUGCCAGACCGGUUUUUGAAAGUUCAGCAGUGGCUGGAGGAGACGCCGGCCGAAGACCCUCCGUCCCACCCAAGGCAACAGGGGCGUGGGGCUGGGCAUCGGGGUAGCCCAGGCACUCUGGGGUGGCCACCUGCGUACGGAUCACUGGAUCAGAAGGAAAGGGAUUCUUGGGGUGAGGCAGGAGGCUGUCCAAGUCUGGACCCCACAGCUGACAUCAGGCACAGAAUGAAGAGCCAUCAAGAAGAGGACCCCACUCACCAGGCUUCCGGGCUCCACACCUGCGACGAUGCCAGCACCUCUCCCGCCACGUGCUCCUGCCUCUUCUGCGAGCAGCAGAGGCCCCGCGCCACGCUGGUCUCCGGCAAGAAAAAGCCGGACCCCUCCGCCGAGGAGGUGGCCGUGCAGCUGCAGGCGGAGAACCGGAUCCCCCGGAUCGUGGAGGCUUUCGAACGUCGUUCGCUGAGGGAGGCCAAGAUCGUGGAGAGGGAGAAGGCGUACCUGUCGGCCCGGCAGAGGGAGCUGGAGAAGCGGGCAAGGGCAAGCAAGGCGCGUGGGAACGCCAGGCGAGGCCACCACCAGGCCAGCGGCACCAAGGCAAGGAAGUCCCAUGCCAAGGAAGAGGAGCAGAUGCCGUGUGAGGAGCCCAGGCCCCGGGCAGUGCCAGAGGGGCCCCCAAAGCGCCACCAGGCGAGGGAGCGAACGGCCAAGCCCAGUUUCAUGGACAGGCUGCGAGGGCACUACUAGAUCCGUCGGCUCGAGAUGCCCAGGGACUGGACGCGAGGAAAGCCUGUGGUGAUGUGGCCGAGGGAACCACGGCGUGGGCGAGGCUCCGAAAGGCGGUGGCUCCGAGGCCAGCAGGGGCUGUUCUUCUGCAAAGGCAGGACAGGAACAGGUGGCAGAAUAGGAAGCGGGCAUGCCCUGGCGCUGCCCGUGGGAAGGGCAUGCUAAAUGGAGAGAGCGUGCUUCUCCCUCUUCGCCAGCCCAGGGGUCUCUGCCGUGGGUCUGGUGCUGGAGACUGUGCACCCAAAGUUGCCACGCCAAAGGGAUCUCUGAGAAGACGGAGCGAUGGGCCAAGGGGUUGCAGGUGGCACUCUGGGCCGGCUGUGGGCACAGCUGCAAUGGCGGGGCAGGGAGGGGGCAGCAAGGUGAAGCAGUAUCCCGGCCAGUAGGUAGGUUUUCCCAGCGGCUCCUGAGAAAAGGAUGCUUGCUUGCACGCCACACGGGAUAUUUGCCACUGGGUGGGAGCAGGUCCAAUGGCCUGUUCCAUGGAAGCCACGGAGGGCGGGUGAUGCAAUU
This is a messenger RNA of Podarcis raffonei (Aeolian wall lizard), 2363 nucleotides long. RefSeq lists its product as uncharacterized. The record is from RefSeq and is a predicted model, not a curated record. NCBI's taxonomy places the organism in Eukaryota, Metazoa, Chordata, Lepidosauria, Squamata, Lacertidae. The transcript has 3 exons. Bases 138 to 1811 code for a protein of 557 amino acids.